AUGUGCAACGAGCUGGGCGAAUAUUCAAAUACUCAACGCAUCUCGCCGUUUCUCUUUCAAGAAAAAAACGACGACGCAUCCAUCAAGAACUCUUUGAUAAAAAAGAAAAAAAAAAAAGUUGGAAAUGAACUGGUCGAUAAAAGUAUUGCAAAGACAGAAUCCAUCCGAAUCGACUUGACUAUCCCGAGGCAAUAUGAAUACUCCCUAUCUCUUCCAUUCUCUCUCUCUCUCUCUCUCUCUCUCUCUCUAUCUAUCUAUCUAUCUAUCUCAUUUUUUCUCACCGCCCUGUCUCUUUUUUUCCCUUCUCUCUCCCAAUGGUUUUCUUUCUCUAACGCUAAAGCUUUCUUUCUCGCACCCUUUGUAUUAUUCUUUCAUUUUCUUUCUCCUACUCACCUACUGUCUUACUCUAUCGUUUUCUUUUAUUACGUUCUCUCUAUUCCUCUCAAUCAUUCUCUCUCACCUUCUCUGUCUUACUCUCUUUCUUUCUCUCUCUCCGUCUUCUAUCGUUUGUCACUCUUCUGUCUGUUUCUCCCUCUCUUGUUUUCAAAUUUAAACGCUCUCCCUCCGUCUAUCAGUCUAUUAUUUUCCCUUUUUUUCUUCUCCCCCCUCUCUCUCUCUCUCUCUUUCUCUCUUGCCUUUUCUUUUCUUGUUUUAUUUGCCAAACGCUCCCCCAACUCUCACUCUUUAGCUGUUGCUCUCUCUCUUUCUUUCUUUCUUUUUUCUUCCUUCCUUUCUUCCUUAAUAGGCUACUUUUACUCAUUCAUUCAUUACAUCUUUCUUGCAGUCUCCUUUUCUUUCUUUCUUUCUUUCUUUCUUUCUUUCUUUCUUUUUUUCUUUCUUUCCAUCUCUUUACUUUCUCUUUCGUUUUCUCUCUCUUUUCUCUUGCUCAUUAUGUCUUACUGUCUUUAUUUUACGCGAUUUAUCUUUCGUUUUUUUUUUUUUCUACCACUCUUUCUUUCUCGCUCCAUCAUCCUCUCUUUCUUUCUUUCUUUCUUUCUUUCUUUCUUUCUUUCUUCUUUUCUUUCUUCCUUUCAUUUCUUUCUUUCUUUCUUUCUUUCUUUUUUCUUUGGCUCUCUCACUCCCUCUCUCUCUCUCUCUCUCUCUCCAUCAUUCUCACUCACUCUCUCUACUCUCACACUUCCUCUCAGGCUCUCCCUCAUUCACUCGCUUUCUUUUCUUUCCCAUUCUAUCUAUCUACAGUUUGUUCAUAUCUAUCUAUCUAUCUAUCUAUCUAUCUAUCUAUCUAUCUAUCUCUCUCUCUCUCUAUCUAUCUAUCUAUCUAUCUAUAUAUAUAUAUAUAUAUAUAUAUAUAUAUAUAUAUCUGUGUGUCUGUUUAUGUCAUAG
Molecule: messenger RNA, 1344 nt
Organism: Acanthosepion pharaonis
Lineage: Eukaryota; Metazoa; Mollusca; Cephalopoda; Sepiida; Sepiidae
Source: the annotation of a GenBank genome assembly